AUGAUGGCAUCUCAGCAGGAUUUCUCAUUUCCUCCGCCGCCUCCGCCUCCGCCGCCGUCGACACAACAACAGUUUCCGCAGGCGGGCUCACAUCUAGGACAAAAUGCAUAUAACCAUCGCGGCGGGAGUGGCCGGGGUGGUGCAGGUGGUGGUGGGUUUCGAGGACGUGGUCGUGGAGGCGUGAACCGUGGAGGCCGAGGCGGAGCAUCUCAUCCUAAUUAUCGUGGCCACAACAAUCAGCAGGGGAUGUACAACGGUGGAUAUACUGUGCCAUCGAAUGCGCCGAAAUAUUAUCAAAACGGUUCGCAGUAUGGUUCACCAGCGCCGCACACUUUUCCUCCUGUUAACCAGGGAUUCGCUGCCCAAACGCAUGCCACUCCGAUAACAUACACACCGAGGAAUUACGAUGGACUUUACCAAAAUGCACAAAACGGGGCGACCGUGCCUAUACCAUCAUACACGGGACAUCAGUCGCAUUCUGCAGUUCCCGUGGGGGCUUCCGUAAUAGCACCACCGAUGCACUGGGGAUACGACAAAAGCGGAGCUGGCGGGUUCUAUCCAGGAUCUAUGACAUAUCAAAGCCCGCUUCCUCACUCACAUCCACAAGCAAACAAUUAUCAGAAUCAAAGCGGACACAAACGCAGAUAUUCGUCGACGUUUGAAAAGUCGACCUCACAAGGACCUCGACCUACUGCACCACCUGCCGUUCCGAGCUUCGGUGUUCCUCUACCCGCGAAACCUCCACAACCAGCCGAAAAUUUACGACAAGCGCAGAAGAAAAAGAAGCGGAAAUUCAAUCAACUGGGACUUACACCGAAAACGGAAGAACACGAGUCCAGCGAUGAAGAAGAUGACGCGGAUGAAGAGAGUCGAUUGGCCUCUGCGACGGGUAAUCUUGCCGGCCCUCUUCAGUUCACUUUCCGCGGACGUACGUCUACGUUGAACAAUACAACGGAUAUCCAGUCAUGGAUUGAAGAACGAAAGAAACGAUUCCCGACUCAGGCUCGCAUAGAGGAGAAGAAAAAGACACAAGAGGAAGCGAAGAAGCAGAAGGAACUUCAACGAGAAGAAGCGCGCCGCAAGCAGCAAGAACUGAAAGAGCAAAGGGAGCAGGCAAGAAGCCAAGCUCAAGAAAAGAAAGAGAUGGGAUCUGAUCCCAUGGAUGCCGCUCUCAAAGCAAAAGCAAAGGCAGAGAAAUUGCGCAAGAAGUUGUUGAAGGAAGAGAGGCGGUUGCAAAAGGCGGAAGCUGAUGCGGAGAGAGCACUGCUUGUGGCGGAGGCGUCGCAGCAACACCCAUUGACAGAGGAUGCCUCCCCUGACACAAAGGACCCAUCGGCACACGGGGGAAAGAUAGACGAAAAUCAGUUCCUUAUAUCAGAAUCGGCAUCGUCAGAAGAUGAGGACAGCGAUGACGACGUCCCCGAAGAAAUGUCCUCACAACGCCAAGGCCCCGAACGAGUCCCGGCGCCGCCGCGUGAGCAGACAAAGCGCAGUAAACCAUGUCGCGAUUUCCAGCGAAGAGGGAAAUGCCCUCGGGGAAGUCAUUGUCGAUAUUCACACGAACCGUCUACUACAGAAGGGGCGGAUAAAUCGCGGCCAGCGGCCAAACCUGGUGCAGGCGCAAAGCAGCCUGCCAAGAGGGGACUAUUUCAAAUGCUCGUUGAACAGGAAAUUCACGCACGUGAUCGUCAGGUUAUGCAGGCUAUUUCCUGGCUUGGAUCUCAGGGGUUGCUUGAAGAGCCCGAGUCUGCGACCAACAACGGCGGCGUUGGCCAUGCGUCACCUUCCACUAACUCUCCUAAUUCUUCAUGA
This is a messenger RNA of Talaromyces marneffei, 1812 nucleotides long. RefSeq lists its product as uncharacterized. The coding region runs from base 1 to 1812 and encodes 603 amino acids. The transcript has 2 exons. Gene Ontology annotation, biological process: box C/D snoRNP assembly. The record is from RefSeq and is a predicted model, not a curated record. Gene Ontology annotation, cellular component: nucleus. Gene Ontology annotation, molecular function: metal ion binding; RNA binding. NCBI's taxonomy places the organism in Eukaryota, Fungi, Ascomycota, Eurotiomycetes, Eurotiales, Trichocomaceae.